UGUACAUUUCGUAAUCUUUGUCGAUUAGACUUCCUCUUUGAGAAGGAUUAUUGUACUAAUGUAUAUGCCUUUGCAAUACACUUUCCAACAUGUGGAACUUAAGAUUCUCUUGAUAUUUGACUUUUCAUUCGUGAGCUGCUGUCAACGAACUUUCACGAUCGUUGAAACUUCACUAAUGUCUUGUUGACGAAAAAGAUAGCUGAAUAAAGAGAUCUCUUGUCGUGAUUAUGAUGAGAGUAAAUUUGUCUGGCGAAUGUUGCAAUGAUGUUUGUAGUGACGAUGAUGAAGUCUCCAAUGAUAACUCGCCAUUGGCGAACUAUGUGAACUGUGAAAAUGUGAUAUUAUCAAAGAAAGUAGGUGUGAUGUGGAAUAUUAGCUCGUACUUGUGUGAUAUUUGGAGGCCGAUUGGUCGUGUUUUAUUCAAUAAUGAGAGCAUUUUGACAAACAUUGAAGAAGAACAUUGUAAUGAGGAUGAAAGAGAAAAAGCUUAUCAAAUGCUGUUGAAGUGGUCUCGACAACAUGGUAGCGACGCCACGUUAAAGAAGUUGCUCGAUGUUCUUUUUGCCAUGAAGAAAGAUGAGAUCGUUGAUGCCAUUAUUUUGCAAGUAAACGAUGCUGCAAGUCCUAAGCCUUCGCCAAGUUGUAGUGAGCGAGCCAAGAAAUUGGAAGAGAAAAGUCGUGCAAAAUGGCAAAAAAAUGCUUUGAAAAAUUUCAAAAAAACUUUACAGUUAUACGAGGAACGUCUCCAGGAGAUAGAAAGGGUUCAACAACAGCAUUUCAUCACGAAGGAAGCACAAGAAAUCAAAGACAGCCUACGCGACAUUGAUAGAAAUUACUUCGCUGAUCAUCUCAAUUGGCUUCAUGCCAAGAUCGAGGAACUGGAGUACAGUGGUCAGCGGUGUAGUUUUCGUGAGCAACAACUUCGUGUUAUAGCUGAUCGGUUGUAUAAAUUAGAUAAAACUUUGGGAAAGCACUGUGAGAGUUUGGGUGAAUUACGUGUGUUAAAUUAUCAACAAGUUGAAUGUGCUUUUGCUGGCUUGUGCGUCUUUCGUUACACAAAAAUUCCCAUUGGACGACAAUCUCGACGAUACAGCAACAGCAAAGAUGAAGAGGUUAGUAAUGAUGAUGAGAAAAAAAUGUGUCCCCAUAUUCGACAAGAGGAGCACACUAGAAGAAAACUUAGAGUUUCCAUUACAGACGAUGAUGAACAAUCUCAGUUGUCAGAAUUUGUUGCGCAAUUUUGUCGACAUUACCAACAAAAUAGACCUUUUACAUUUGAGCAUUGUCUUUUUAAUGGAAUUUCUCCAGGAUCACGUUCAACUGUGCAUAUCUCUGCACCACCACCUCUAUCAAUCAUUGAUCCUAAUACCCUCCCUACUCCACGUUAUCAAUCGAGUGAAGUGAUAACUGAUCUUUUUACGAGGCCUAAACAGACACGUCAUUUGAACGGUUGGGUGAAUGAAGUCAGUGUUUGGAUUUAAGAAGCGUUGAUUGUAAAUCCAUGUAUAUAUUUAAAGCGUGUUUUUGGCAGCUGUUGUAUCUUCAUAAAUAAUUACUUGUCGUUUACUGUUGCAUUUUUGAUUUAGUCUUAUGACUAUUUCUAAUAUCGUCAACACGACUACACAGUUUUUUUCAUCAUCAGCAAUGUUAAUUAACGAUUACGCUUUUGAAAUCAAGUGAUGCAAUGCAUCGCGAUGUUGUGAUGCUGCACCUAAUGUUUGUGUCAACCGCAAAGUUUUUAGCGGAAAUGUGUAAACAAUUGAAAGUGAAGAAAACGUAUUUCCUUUCGUAAGGGACGUCUAUAUUACGUAAUAAAUUUUUAAUAUGUGCUUGGUGUAAACUUUCAUUAUCCAAACAAACGUCAUUUAAAGUUGAGAUAGCACAAGUGUUACGUUGAGAAAUAAAAUGGCUUCUUCAUAUAAA
Molecule: messenger RNA, 1923 nt
Organism: Xenia sp. Carnegie-2017
Lineage: Eukaryota; Metazoa; Cnidaria; Anthozoa; Malacalcyonacea; Xeniidae
Exons: 7
Coding region: 228-1481 (417 amino acids)
Biological process (GO): signal transduction
Molecular function (GO): protein binding
Source: RefSeq, a predicted model, not a curated record